UAUUGCUGCAAUGCCACUUCGACACGACGUAGGUCGUGGUCAUCUGCUGUUCGUUUUGUCCCUGAAGGCGUUCGUCUCUGAGCGUUCGACUAGUUUUGGUUUGAAAGAGUAACCUAACUGGUCGGUUUACACAACGACGGGGAAGAACUAACUGAUUGGUUCCGUCGCUACUCUCUAUAAUUGCUUUCCCGUCGACAAACAGGCUUUGUCCAGCUGUUAACGGUUUUCGCGAAUUGUUUGUCUGAAAGUGGCAUUCUGUAACGGCGCGUUUGAAACCGUUCGAAUUCUCUAACGUCCUUCAAAUUGCCGAUGAACCGUGCCGUAAUCUGUUCCCGUAACGCUCGCCGUACGGACGCUCGGUACCUUUGCCGCGCUAUGUUUAGCCAGCUUAGAGCCAACCGAGCCCUCAUUUGCCAUCAUGAGUCACAACUCGCGGGAAAUUCCCCGCGAGCGUUCGAUGAUGAGUGUUGCGCAACCUCUCCCCAGUAUCGACCUAUGUAAAGAGCGGAAUAUGACGGCGUUCUUGCGAUCCUGGAAUGCAGCUGUUACGCGACGGCAUGUAACGUGUUUCUUGGGUCGUGAGAAAUACCUUGCCCAAUGACUCGGUUAUGUAGUCAUCGGCAGCUUGCUUGUGCCAUAAGUUCACGUGCGUCAGUCAGGAUCACGUGCGGGCUUUAAACGCCUUACCACGGGUUAGCGUUUGACCUGCCUGCCGAGUAUACAUGCACCAUCACACUUCCAACACCGUGGAGGCUGAGAACUUCGCAGAGAAUUCAUGUCCUUCCUGUGUGAUUGGCCUGAUGUGCUAGCGCCAAAUGUUAGUGUUGGGCUUCAUUUCAUCUCCAGUAAAAGCACAAAUCUGCGAGUGAACAUAAUUCUACAUCGCUGUGGUUGGCAAUGGCUGAAGCUUUAUUUCAUGUGAGCAUGGUGAGCAACGGCUACAGUGGCCCCAGCAGCGGCGGGGGCGGGGCGUUUGACAAGCUGGAGGACGCCAUGUCAACCCUGAACAGCCUGUUCUCCUUCACGAGCCCCGCCGUGAAGAAGCUGCUAGGCUGGAAGCAGGGUGAUGAGGAGGAAAAGUGGGCUGAGAAGGCAGUCGACUCGCUUGUCAAGAAAUUAAAGAAGCGAAAAGGGGCUAUCGAGGACCUCGAGAAGGCCCUGUCUUGUCCGGGCCAGCCAUCAAAGUGUGUCACUAUUCCGCGGUCAUUGGAUGGACGACUGCAGGUUUCACACCGAAAAGGCCUGCCUCACGUGAUCUACUGUCGGGUCUGGAGAUGGCCAGACCUACAGAGCCACCAUGAACUCAAGCCCCUUGAAUGCUGUGAAUACCCCUUCUCAGCAAAACAGAAGGAAGUGUGCAUCAACCCUUACCACUACAAGAGAGUUGAAAGUCCGGUCCUGCCUCCCGUGCUGGUUCCCCGGCACAGCGAGUACCCUCCAGGGGGCCACACAAUGAUUCCCCCAGUUUUCCAACAAGUGGGCGAGUCCGCAAUGCCGCACAACGUCAGCUUCUCGGCGCAAGGUUUUAGUGCCACCACUUCGGGGUCAGCGGCCUCGACGGGCACACCCGCUGCAGCGGGACCCACAGCAGCUGCGGGUGUUCCCUCACCGGGCCCAAGCCUUGGCAGCUCCGCACCCAACAGCCCCUUUGGAUUGCCUGCAGACACUCCUCCACCUGCUUACUCAGCUCAGGACGACAGUCAAUCUGCCACUGAUGACCAGCCCCAAUCAAUGGACACAUCGACUGUUCCUCCUGAUGUGUCCCCAGUCACCUACCAAGAACCACAGUAUUGGUGCACCAUUUCUUAUUAUGAGCUAAACUCAAGGGUGGGUGAAAUCUUCCAUGCACAGAGCCACAGCAUUGUCAUCGAUGGCUUCACCGAUCCAUCAAACAACAGCAACCGCUUCUGCCUUGGCCUCUUAUCAAAUGUCAACCGCAACUCAACCAUUGAGAACACACGGCGGCACAUUGGAAAGGGGGUUCAUCUGUACUACGUUGGAGGCGAAGUUUAUGCCGAAUGCCUCAGUGACAGUGCCAUCUUUGUACAGAGUAGGAACUGCAACCACUCGCACCAGUUUCAUCCAACCACUGUUUGCAAGAUUCCGUCAGGCUGCAGCCUGAAGAUCUUCAACAACCGAGAAUUUGCCGAACUGCUGACCAUGGCAGUCAACAAUGGCUUUGAAGCUGUGUAUGAGCUGACCAAAAUGUGCAUCAUCCGCAUGAGCUUUGUCAAGGGCUGGGGUGCAGAGUACCACCGCCAGGAUGUGACUUCGACGCCUUGCUGGAUUGAAGUGCACCUCUCUGGGCCCUUGCAGUGGCUUGACAAGGUGCUCACGCAAAUGGGCUCACCGCACAACCCAAUCUCGUCGGUUUCGUGACAAGACCCCUCGUUUUCUUUUCUACCGGCAGUACUCCCCUCGUCACCCGUUCCUCUGCCGUUCACAGAUCCCCUCCCUCCCGCCAUGUUUUACAAGCAGUCUCAACACCCAAACAUCUUCUGCAAGCGACAAGAUGGCCUUCUCUUGUUCUUCUUCUGGCAUGCUUGGUGUUGUGUUGUUUUUGGAGUCGGCUACUCAGCGUGUUUGCUGGAAACUAUGUCCUCCAGGUGUGCUUGGCCUCAAGUUGGUGCCAUUCUCUCUGGGUGCUAGUGUGAGCACAAAGCAAGAUGCCUGCUUGUGGUGGUGUGGUUCCCUCAGCUUCGCCGUGACAGUCUUUUUUUUUUUGUGUGUGUGUGUGUGUGUAUGUAUGUAUGUAUGUUUGAAAGCUCCCUUGUGUGUUAGACAAACACGUGGCACUCAAGACGCGCGAGCCGAGCGACAGGCGCAGUUUGCGGGGGUUUCACCACUGUGCGGUGACUCGUGUCACAUCCGCUACCAAUCGAGUCCACGGGGUGCAUUGCGCGGAUUUUUCUUUUACACAUGCAAAGGGCCUGGAAGGUUGCUUUCUGGGUGGUAGUAUCAGCACAUAUACCAGCACAUUUGCGAAGGCAUGAAAGUGGGCUAGUUUGGUGAAUGUCCAUCAUUCUUGCGCUCAUGGUGAGACAAUGGGGCACAGACGUGAAUGCAAAGAGACGGCACUAGACAGGUGAAGUGCAGCAACAUUUCUUGAAGAAGGAAGGGUGAGAGCAGUGUUAGAGCCAUAAUUGCAAUCAUCUUUGUCUUCGCUGCAACUUGCAAACUGAGCACAAGAAAGUCUAUUGUGCCCUGCUGUUGCCAUUAACACAGGAAUGAUUGACGUUUGAGGAGCAUUGUCUUGCCUCAUUUAAAUAAGAUAAGGUUGCAGUCAGCAGACACCAUCGACCAUGUCCUAUGAAAGGUCUUUUGGCUGGCCUGUCUCUUCGCAAAUUACUGUAAAAGCUUUAUAAAGGGGGAGUAACUUAUCAGUAAUUUUCACAUGAUGAGGCUUAUGCACGAGACAGAUGGUAUAGCUCUGUAUAUUGUCCGCUGUAUGACUGGUUGUACCAACAACCACGUCCAACAAGUUUCAGGCAGGUUCCAAAAGUUGGAGCGGCCAUGUUAUCAAGAAUCCUGCUUGUCUCAUCGAAUGCUGUGUUGUACCAUGUGUCUGCUGCAUUACUUGGUUGUUAGCAAGCUCCUUAUAGUAUGUAAAACAUCUGCACAAGAUACAAGGAACACAAGGACAGGUUUCUGUACUACCAUUUGCAUGUGUAAGAGUGUAAAGGUGCUAGGAAUUGUGCACUUUCCGUCACUGUGUUAUUGCAUUUCUGCACCAACCUUUGAUUGUCAACUUUUGAUAGAUGUUCCUUACAUAAUUAUGUAAGUGGUGAAAAAAAAAGCACAUUGAAAUUUUGUGUCAGAAACUUAAGUGCAAGUUGCACAUCUGUUGCUGACUUUUCACAUUUUUUCGAAUCCCUUUUCACAUUUUUAGUCUUUUAGUCCCCCCCCCCCCCCCUCCCAUUUUUUUUUUUUUUUGUUCAAGCACGUACAGCCUGCUGCUAUCCACAUUUUCUCACCAUAGGCUUUUUUUUUUUUUACCUUAGUACACAGUUUUAAUUCUUCUAUUUUAGUUUGAUGUUACUUGCCAUGAUGACUUGUGUACACAUCAUGCACAAUAUUAGUAUGCCAUGCUUUUGGUUCACUGAAAUUGGUUUUUUAGCUCUUUUGGCAAUUCUGAAAACCGGACGGCUGCCCGUGGAUUAUUUGUGGGUGCUCUGUCAACGUAACCUUCAUGAUUACACCCUUUGUUAUGCUGUAUGCUUUCUUUCUUUUCUUUCUUUCUUUCUUUUUUUUGUUUCUUUUUCUUUUAACUUGCCAGUCAGACAUUUGCAGUCAUCUGUGCUCAUACUUGAGCAGAGAUGGUGCUGUUGCAUACGAGAUGCUGCUUUGUGCUGUAUUUGCCCAAGAUUUUUAUUGAGUCUGGGGUUAUUUGCGCAUUUGGUGUGUGCAAAAAGAAGGAAAGCACUUACAAUUACAAAGGUUACAUUGCAGCUCCCAAAACGAGCAUUAAUGAAUGGACCUAAGCAGAAGCCACAUUUAGCAACCAGUGUCCAUGCUUUGAAAUAGUCUUUCUUCAAGGGUAUCACUUUCAGCUCAAGCAGAUUGGACAACAGAGAAAGAAAUUUAUGUGCUUGUGCACUUUCCUGUAGAUGUUAUUCCUGCAUCACAUAGAAGUUGAGUGCAUUAACAAAAUGAGUGGCAGAAAGCUUGUGUUGACAACGAGAGACUGUCGCUAAAGUGAGCCACCUUAUCAGGGCAUGGGAAGCAUCCCUAGAAGGAAUCGUGUUGGAAUACACCUUUACCUUCGGGAAUUUCACUUGAGUGCAGGGGUGGUAAGUUUUCUUUCUUAUUUUUCUGUCAUCUCCGUGUGCUACCAGUCGAUUAGGGUAUACCAAACAGAUAAUCUCUCCUUCUAAACUAAAGGCUAGUAGCCAGUAUUUUUGGCGUAGAUGAUUAGUCGUGGCUCAGAUUUUAAAUGUCAGCCGAGAUGUUUAUACCUGUGCCACCGCCGUUAGUUCCUAGCCUUCAGUCGUAUGAGCAUCUCUCUUCAUAUGCAGGAACAGAAAAAAAUUUAGUUGAGUAUGCUUUUUACCACGGCGUGCUCUUGAGUGGGUUC
Messenger RNA from Dermacentor silvarum, 5074 nucleotides. RefSeq names its product protein mothers against dpp-like (gene Mad). Bases 898 to 2379 code for a protein of 493 amino acids. Gene Ontology annotation, molecular function: RNA polymerase II cis-regulatory region sequence-specific DNA binding; I-SMAD binding; DNA-binding transcription factor activity, RNA polymerase II-specific. Gene Ontology annotation, cellular component: heteromeric SMAD protein complex. The record is from RefSeq and is a predicted model, not a curated record. Gene Ontology annotation, biological process: BMP signaling pathway; regulation of transcription by RNA polymerase II; anatomical structure morphogenesis. The transcript has 8 exons. NCBI's taxonomy places the organism in Eukaryota, Metazoa, Arthropoda, Arachnida, Ixodida, Ixodidae.